UCUCGGGACUCGGCAUUGAAGCCACAGAAAAAAAACAAUCGUCUGCACACAUCCGGACACAAUAUGGCGAACAGUAUGAGAGGUUUCCAGAUUUGCAGAGGUUGCUGUUCCAUUUUUCGUAAAAGUCUGUCAUUGACUUCGUGCAAAAAUUAUCAUGCAACAUCCAAGGCACUACUGUUACGUUCACAAGUACCCACAGUUUCUCUCACAAAGGUACGGUGUUGUUACAAUGAUGGUGUUAAGGAACAACCUUGGAGACCUAUUGCACAAACCACUAUUGAUGAGGAGGAGCAUGAGAAAUUCCAGAUGCUCUCAAGCCUCUGGUGGAAUGAAUUGGGUGAAUUUCAAGCUCUUCAUACAAUGAAUGAGUUGAGGGUGCCAAUGAUCAGAGAUGCACUUGCAGGAGAAACAUUAAUGUCAACAGCAUUACCCCUGAAGAACAUGCAGAUUCUAGAUGCAGGAUGUGGUGGGGGCUUAUUGACAGAGCCACUGGCCAGGCUGGGUGCCCAGAUGAUAGGAGUGGACAUGGUACAAGACAAUAUCAAGACAGCCCAGGCACACCUGGUGGAUGAACCGUCCAUUAGGGGACGUGUCAAGUACAUACAGGCCACUGUCGAGGAUCUAGUCGGGUCAGAGGAGGGCAAGUUUGAUGCUGUUGUAGCUUCAGAAGUUGUUGAGCAUGUUGGAGACCUCCAAUCAUUUUUGUCUUCCUGUUGUUCACUGUUAAAGCCUGGUGGAUCUCUCUUUAUCACCACAAUUAACAAGACUCAGCUGUCAAGAGGACUGGCUGUAUUUGCAGCAGAAAAGCUCCUACGUUUGGUACCAGAUGGCACUCAUGACUGGGAUAAGUUUGUGUCCCCAGAUGAUCUACAGUAUCUACUAGAAAAUAAUGGCCUGGCCACACAUCUGAUUCAUGGGCUCUUGUACAACCCUCUAACAUGUAGAUGGAGCUGGGUGAAGGACACCAGUAUGAACUAUGCAUUGCAUGCUGUAAAGGAAGAUAACUCAUUAAGUGAUGUUGAUAACAGCCAAACAGUUCCCGAGGAAAGUUUUGAAGAGAAAGAUUAAUGGGAUGAUUGAAAACGAUGAGCUGAAGUCUUAAAGCCAAGUAUGAUUCCUUUGAAGUGGACAAAAUCAUGGUUACAUACACAUGGGGAUGAAUCUGUGCUGUUUUUAGACAUCUUGUCCUUCUCAGAUGUGGAUCAAUCAGUAAUAAUACCUAGAUUUACAUUACUGAGAACUACUUUAUACAUGUAAUUUCCCCAUGGAAAGUGUUUAUUCUCAAACACAUACAAUACUUUGUGAACAUUUUCAUGUUAUGAUAUCCUGUUGACAGGAUUACUUGAUACCAAAUAGAAUUAAAAUUGUAAGCUGACAAAGUCA
Messenger RNA from Pecten maximus, 1383 nucleotides. Its product is annotated as ubiquinone biosynthesis O-methyltransferase, mitochondrial-like. NCBI's taxonomy places the organism in Eukaryota, Metazoa, Mollusca, Bivalvia, Pectinida, Pectinidae. The coding region runs from base 64 to 1068 and encodes 334 amino acids. The transcript is spliced from 5 exons. Gene Ontology annotation, molecular function: 2-methoxy-6-polyprenyl-1,4-benzoquinol methyltransferase activity. The record is from RefSeq and is a predicted model, not a curated record. Gene Ontology annotation, biological process: ubiquinone biosynthetic process.